GUUGUCACCUCGGACAUCACAGAGAUGAUUGACGUGUAAGAACCCUGCUCGUGUGUCAACACGGGUCCCGUCACCGAGCGUCCAUCUGCCGCACGGUGCUGGAUUAACGCCGCGGUUGAUGAGCCGAGCACGUUGCCGCCGCGCCUGAUCCACCUCAGCGCUCAUGAGACUAAUACGGGGGGGAGGGGGGGAACGCGGCGGUCAACCGGAAGUGACGACAUACCCAGACUAGCUUUAUCCAAUAAACGCCGCUCGUUCACUCCGGUUUGUAGAUUAUCCUUAAAGCGCCGCUAUGGAUGUCGGUGCAUUGACUCGGGACCGUUAAAUAAAUUACAAAUAAAAUCUUAACUAUGGAUCCAACUUUCAUUUUAUCAGCUGUCAUCUUCACCUUGCUCGCACUGGUGGUCGCGACGUCGCUGCUGAACGGCUCCUCCUCGCCGCCGCCGCCGCCGCCGCCGCCGCCUCCUCCGCCUCAGGACCCUCUCGACGCUCGGAGUCACCCGGGACCGGACACGGCGGGAGGCGAGCCAGCGGCCAAGCAGAACGGCCAUGUACCGGACACGAAGAAGGGCAAGAAGGCGGCGGACGACUGGUGCGAGCUGAGCGGCAGCUCCCACGACCACUGGGACGUGGUGAAGUGUGUGCAGUCAGAGGACGCGCCGCUCAGCCCCAUCAGCGAGGAGCCGGCGCCCCCGGCGGCCGAGCGCUCCUCUUCGUCGGCGUCCACCCUGUCCGUGCCGAGGCCCGACUCCAGGCACACGAGCUUCGACUCGUCGUCCGAGGCCUCGUCGGGGCGGGGACGGCGCUCCUUCAUCGGGCUCUCUGACCAGGAGCUCCUAAAGUGUGCUUUCUCUGACCCCCAGACCGAGGGAGCCGCAGAGAGCCCGGAGGUCAACGACUUCAACAACUCCUUCCAGUACGUCCCUGGAAAGUCGCGAUCCCACCACAUGGAGAUGAUGAUGUCCAAAGAGGAGCUGGAAGAGGAGCAGAGGGUGCAACGGGAGCAGCUGGCCGCCAUCUUCCAGCUGCUGAGGGACAACACGGAGACGUUCGGGGACGUCUCCGAGGGCGACAUGGAGGAGCAACUGCGCCUCUACUCCAUCUGAGACCCCCCCGCCCGCGGGGACUCUCGCGCGUUGCCAUAGCGACGGCCAAGGACGCCGCCCGGUGAGCUAACGCCGCUUUGUGGCGCGCAAGCGUUGUCGGAUGUAGUUCCCAGGCUGAGGGGAGAAACGGAUGGAACUUUUUUUUUUUCUCUCCGAACCCAUAGCAGGAUUUUUCUCGCCACGGUUUUGGAUUCUACGGGAAAUUCCCCCACGCCCCGACUGAAGCGGAAAAUAUGGCGGAUUGUGAUGUUUUUUUUGUGAGGAUAUAAAAUACCGUAGCUUCUAAGGCAGAGCUGGGCAAAUAUUUUGACUCGGAGGGCCCACAUUGAGAGAAAGAAUGUGUCCGGGGGGCCAAUGUGUAUGUGUGAAUAAAUGAUAUAUAGGGAUGAUGUUUGAUAAGAAAUUAUCGAGUUCGAGCCCAUUAUCGAAUCCUCUUAUCGAACCGAUUCCUUAUCGAUUCUCUUAUCGAAUCCAGAUAGGUUGUUGUAUAUGGAAAAAAACACAAUAUUUGGUUUAACAAAAGCUCACUUUUAUUUUAUAAGAAAAAAAUAAAAUAAAAUAAAUACAUUUUGACUGUUACCCCCCUAAAAAAAAUAAUAAAAAAAUAUUGAUUGUUACCCAAAGUAUAUUAAGUGGGAUUUUUCAGAAAAACAAAUAUAUACAGCAACACAAAAACAACCUGUCUCUGUGAUCACUAUAGGUGUAUAAAUAAUAAUAUAGUGUUAAAUAAAAUCAGUCCCUUGGGCACAAAACUGAAAAUAAUACAGCUCUCCAAAAAGUGCACUUCUGCUGCUAUUGGAACAUACUAACUACACACACUAUGACACUAAGAACACCACAGUCAUCAAUCAACAAUUCUUCUUCCAAAAAAUUAUUUCGAUGGUGGAAAUACACGACUGGCAGCCAUUUUAAGUCCUCAAAACAUCCAUUGAAACAGUGCACAAAAAUCGUUUUUCAAUACACAUCUUAGUAUCAAAUUUAACCACUUUAAUAUUGAGUUACAUAAACAAGUUGUCUUUUCCAAGGCUUGUGAUGUUUUUUUGUGAGGAUAUAAAAUACCGUAGCUUCUAAGGCAGUGCUGGGCAAAUAUUUUGACUCUGGGGCCACAUUGAGAGAAAGAAUGUGUCCGGGGGGCCAAUGUGUAUGUGUGUAUAAAUGAUAUAUAGGGAUGAUGUUUGAUAUGAAAUGAUCGAGUUCGAGCCCAUUAUCGAAUCCUCUUAUCGAACCGAUUCCUUAUCGAUUCUCUUAUCGAAUCCAGAUAGGUUGUUGUAUAUGGAAAAAAACACAAUAUUUGUUUUAACAAAUGCUCACUUUUAUUUUAUAAGAAAAAAAUAAAAUAAAAUAAAUAAAUAAAUAUUGACUGUUAUCCCCCUAAAAAAAAAUUUAAAAAAAUAUUGACUGUUACCCAAAGUAUAUUAAGUGGGAUUUUUCAGAAAAACAAAUAUAUACAGUUACACAAAAACAACCUGUCUCUGUGAUCACUAUAGGUGUAUAAAUAAUAAUAUAGUGUUAAAUAAAAUCAGUCCCUUGGGCACAAAACUGAAAAUAAUACAGCUCUCCAAAAAGUGCACUUCUGCUGCUAUUGGAACAUACUAACUACACACACUAUGACACUAAGAACACCACAGUCAUCAAUCAACAAUUCUUCUUCCAAAAAAUUAUUUCGGUGGUGGAAAUACACGACUGGCAGCCAUUUUAAGUCCUCAAAACAUCCAUUGAAACAGUGCACAAAAAUCGUUUUUCAAUACACAUCUUAGUAUCAAAUUUAACCACUUUAAUAUUGAGUUACAUAAACAAGUUGUCUUUUCCAAGGCUUGUGAUGUUUUUUUGUGAGGAUAUAAAAUACCGUAGCUUCUAAGGCAGAGCUGGGCAAAUAUUUUGACUCUGGGGCCACAUUGAGAGAAAGAAUGUGUCCGGGGGGCCAAUGUGUAUGUGUGUAUAAAUGAUACAUAGGGAUGAUGUUUGAUAUGAAAUGAUCGAGUUCGAGCCCAUUAUCGAAUCCUCUUAUCGAACCGAUUCCUUAUCGAUUCUCUUAUCGAAUCCAGAUAGGUUGUUGUAUAUGGAAAAAAACACAAUAUUUGGUUUAACAAAAGCUCACUUUUAUUUUAUAAUAAAAAAAAAUAAUAAAAAAAAUAAAUACAUAUUGACUGUUAUCCCCCUAAAAAAAAAAAAAAAAAAAAAAUAUAUUGACUGUUACCCAAAGUAUAUUAAGUGGGAUUUUUCAGAAAAACAAAUAUAUACAGUAACACAAAAACAACCUGUCUCUGUGAUCACUAUAGGUGUAUAAAUAAUAAUAUAGUGUUAAAUAAAAUCAGUCCCUUGGGCACAAAACUGAAAAUAAUACAGCUCUCCAAAAAGUGCACUUCUGCUGCUAUUGGAACAUACUAACUACACACACUAUGACACUAAGAACACCACAGUCAUCAAUCAACAAUUCUUCUUCCAAAAAAUUAUUUCGGUGGUGGAAAUACACGACUGGCAGCCAUUUUAAGUCCUCAAAACAUCCAUUGAAACAGUGCACAAAAAUCGUUUUUCAAUACACAUCUUAGUAUCAAAUUUAACCACUUUAAUAUUGAGUUACAUAAACAAGUUGUCUUUUCCAAGGUUUGUGAUGUUUUUUUGUGAGGAUAUAAAAUACCGUAGCUUCUAAGGCAGAGCUGGGCAAAUAUUUUGACUCGGGGGGGCCAUAUUGAGAGAAAGAAUGUGUCCGGGGGGCCAAUGUGUAUGUGUGAAUAAAUGAUAUAUAGGGAUGAUGUUUGAUAAGAAAUUAUCGAGUUCGAGCCCAUUAUCGAAUCCUUUUAUCGAACCGAUUCCUUAUCGAUUCUCUUAUCGAAUCCAGAUAGGUUGUUGUAUAUGGAAAAAAACACAAUAUUUGGUUUAACAAAAGCUCACUUUUAUUUUAUAAGAAAAAAUAAAAAAUAAAUAAAUAAAUACAUAUUGACUGUUAUCCCCCUAAAAAAAAAAUAAAAAAAAUUGACUGUUACCCAAGGUAUAUUAAGUGGGAUUUUUCAGAAAAACAAAUAUAUACAGUAACACAAAAACCACCUGUCUCUGUGAUCACUAUAGGUGUAUAAAUAAUAAUAUAGUGUUAAAUAAAAUCAGUCCCUUGGGCACAAAACUGAAAAUAAUACAGCUCUCCAAAAAGUGCACUUCUGCUGCUAUUGGAACAUACUAACUACACACACUAUGACACUAAGAACACCACAGUCAUCAAUCAACAAUUCUUCUUCCAAAAAAUGUUUUCGAUGGUGGAAAUACACGACUGGCAGCCAUUUUAAGUCCUCAAAACAUCCAUUGAAACAGUGCACAAAAAUCGUUUUUCAAUACACAUCUUAGUAUCAAAUUUAACCACUUUAAUAUUGAGUUACAUAAACAAGUUGUCUUUUCCAAGGCUUGUGAUGUUUUUUUGUGAGGAUAUAAAAUACCGUAGCUUCUAAGGCAGAGCUGGGCAAAUAUUUUGACUCGGGGGGGCCACAUUGAGAGAAAGAAUGUGUCCGGGGGGCCAAUGUGUAUGUGUGAAUAAAUGAUAUAUAGGGAUGAUGUUUGAUAAGAAAUUAUCGAGUUCGAGCCUAUUAUCAAACCCUCUUAUCGAAUCGAUUCCUUAUCGAUUCUCUUAUCGAAUCCAGAUAGGUUGUUGUAUAUGGGAAAAAACACAAUAUUUGGUUUAACAAAAGCUCACUUUUAUUUUAUAAGAAAAAUAAAUAAAUAAAUACAUAUUGACUGUUAUCCCCCUAAAAAAAAAAAAAAAAAAAAUAUUGACUGUUACCCAAAGUAUAUUUAGUGGGAUUUUUCAGAAAAACAAAUAUAUACAGUAACACAAAAACAACCUGUCUCUGUGAUCACUCUAGGUGUAUAAAUAAUAAUAUAGUGUUAAAUAAAAUCAGUCCCUUGGGCACAAAACUGAAAAUAAUACAGCUCUCCAAAAAGUGCACUUCUGCUGCUAUUGGAACAUACUAACUACACGCACUAUGACACUAAGAACACCACAGUCAUCAAUCAACAAUUCUUCUUCCAAAAAAUUAUUUCGGUGGUGGAAAUACACGACUGGCAGCCAUUUUAAGUCCUCAAAACAUCCAUUGAAACAGUGCACAAAAAUCGUUUUUCAAUACACAUCUUAGUAUCAAAUUUAACCACUUUAAUAUUGAGUUACAUAAACAAGUUGUCUUUUCCAAGGCUUGUGAUGUUUUUUUGUGAGGAUAUAAAAUACCGUAGCUUCUAAGGCAGAGCUGGGCAAAUAUUUUGACUCUGGGGCCACAUUGAGAGAAAGAAUGUGUCCGGGGGGCCAAUGUGUAUGUGUGUAUAAAUGAUACAUAGGGAUGAUGUUUGAUAUGAAAUGAUCGAGUUCGAGCCCAUUAUCGAAUCCUCUUAUCGAACCGAUUCCUUAUCGAUUCUCUUAUCGAAUCCAGAUAGGUUGUUGUAUAUGGAAAAAAACACAAUAUUUGGUUUAACAAAAGCUCACUUUUAUUUUAUAAGAAAAAAUAAAAAAUAAAUAAAUAAAUACAUAUUGACUGUUAUCCCCCUAAAAAAAAAAAAAAAAGGACUGUUACCCAAAGUAUAUUAAGUGGGAUUUUUCAGAAAAACAAAUAUAUACAGUAACACAAAAACAACCUGUCUCUGUGAUCCCUAUAGGUGUAUAAAUAAUAAUAUAGUGUUAAAUAAAAUCAGUCCCUUGGGCACAAAACUGAAAAUAAUACAGCUCUCCAAAAAGUGCACUUCUGCUGCUAUUGGAACAUACUAACUACACGCACUAUGACACUAAGAACACCACAGUCAUCAAUCAACAAUUCUUCUUCCAAAAAAUGAUUUCGAUGGUGGGAAUACACGACUGACAGCCAUUUUAAGUCCUCAAAACAUCCAUUGAAACAGUGCACAAAAAUCGUUUUUCAAUACACAUCUUAGUAUCAAAUUUAACCACUUUAAUAUUGAGUUACAUAAACAAGUUGUCUUUUCCAAGGCUUGUGAUGUUUUUUUGUGAGGAUAUAAAAUACCGUAGCUUCUAAGGCAGAGCUGGGCAAAUAUUUUGACUCUGGGGCCACAUUGAGAGAAAGAAUGUGUCCGGGGGGCCAAUGUGUAUGUGUGUAUAAAUGAUACAUAGGGAUGAUGUUUGAUAAGAAAUGAUCGAGUUCGAGCCCAUUAUCGAAUCCUCUUAUCGAACCGAUUCCUUAUCGAUUCUCUUAUCGAAUCCAGAUAGGUUGUUGUAUAUGGAAAAAAACACAAUAUUUGUUUUAACAAAUGCUCACUUUUAUUUUAUAAGAAAAAAAUAAAAUAAAUAAAUAAAUAUUUACUGUUAUCCCCCUAAAAAAAAAUUUAAAAAAAUAUUGACUGUUACCCAAAGUAUAUUAAGUGGGAUUUUUCAGAAAAACAAAUAUAUACAGUAACACAAAAACAACCUGUCCCUGUGAUCACUAUAGGUGUAUAAAUAAUAAUAUAGUGUUAAAUAAAAUCAGUCCCUUGGGCACAAAACUGAAAAUAAUACAGCUCUCCAAAAAGUGCACUUCUGCUGCUAUUGGAACAUACUAACUACACGCACUAUGACACUAAGAACACCACAGUCAUCAAUCAACAAUUCUUC
Molecule: messenger RNA, 6678 nt
Organism: Entelurus aequoreus (snake pipefish)
Lineage: Eukaryota; Metazoa; Chordata; Actinopteri; Syngnathiformes; Syngnathidae
Product: matrix-remodeling-associated protein 7-like
Exons: 4
Coding region: 351-1106 (251 amino acids)
Source: RefSeq, a predicted model, not a curated record